AUGGCAAAUCAAACUGUCACAGAAACGGAAUAUAUUCGUGAUACCAAUCCACAGGAUUUGGUGGAAAAAAUUGUGCAGUCGAGAAUUUUAAACUGUACAUUUUGGAAAGAGGAAUGUUUUGGCCUCACAGCAGCACUGCUCGUCGACAAAGCUAUCAAAUUAAGAUUUAUAGGUGGUGUUUUUGGUUGCAAUGCUCAACCAACCCCCUUCAUAUGCCUUGUUCUCAAGAUGCUCCAGUUGCAGCCAGAGAAAGAUAUAAUUGUUGAGUUUAUAAAAAACGAAGACUAUAAGUAUGUUCGAGCCUUGGGGGCGUUCUACAUGCGUCUCACACGGACAGCUUUUGAUUGCUAUAGGUAUUUAGAACCUCUGCAAGCAGAUUACAGAAACGUAUGUGAGCGCAAUGGUGAAGGAGAAUUCAAAAUUAUCACAAUGGAUGAGUUCAUCGACAACUUGUUCAAAGAAGAAAGAUCAUGUAGUGUACUUCUUCCCAGACUACAACUAAGACACGAUUUAGAAGAAAACAAUAAAAUAGAACCCAAAGUAUUUGUAAUAGAUGUUGAUAUGCAUGAAAAUAUUAACAGUUCUGAAGAUGACUAUAUUCCAUCAGUUAUGAUUAAUAAAAAGAGGAGGAUAUGA
Messenger RNA from Trichogramma pretiosum, 636 nucleotides. Its product is annotated as pre-mRNA-splicing factor 38A-like. Gene Ontology annotation, cellular component: precatalytic spliceosome. NCBI's taxonomy places the organism in Eukaryota, Metazoa, Arthropoda, Insecta, Hymenoptera, Trichogrammatidae. The transcript has 2 exons. Bases 1 to 636 code for a protein of 211 amino acids. The record is from RefSeq and is a predicted model, not a curated record.